UCCGCAAGCCGAAACUUCAGUUUAGUUUACUAGCGGUCCUCGAGUCGUAUCCUCCGCCGCGGCCGGCACACGGAAACGAAUCGCGGCCCGCCGAAAAGGGAAACAUCAAAGAGAGCAAGAGAAAAAGAAUAAUCGGGGCCCGCGCGAGUCGCGAAGCGAUGAUGUGAAGCGGCUGCGGCGACAUACGGAGGAAAAACACAAAAUCGCGAGUCGAGAGAAGGAGAUCGCGCAUUCUUUUCGCCCGUUUUUCCCUGCCGAGUCCAUUCGUCUCUAACUUGCGGAGAAAACUGACGGCAUCGUAGAACGAAAUUUUAAUAUGCUCUUAUGAGAAUCGUCGUCGAGAGAAGCUGCGAACAGACACGUCGGCUGAGAGGGUAGAGGACCGAAGGACGGGAAGACAGAGGUCGAUAAGGACGGGACGGCGAAGAAGACGCGAGAAUGAGAUACAAGGUAAAUGACCCGGAGGAUAAUGAGAGAGACACGGUGGAGAACGUGAAAGGAAACUCGGACGUCCCGUGGAAUUACAAUCAGCGGGAUGAGAAGAAAUCGAGCGGAAACGAGAUGCGGCUCGUAAUCGUCGUCGGAUUGUUAGCGGUGACCGUUAUCGCCCUUGUCGUAGCACUGACUUUGCAGAUGGCGGUCUUUAGCAAAGAAGAGUACAAGGAGAUGUGCCAGAACGAGGAAUGCAUUAAGACAGCGGCGCGAGUAAUAGGCGCGAUGAACAGAUCCGUGGAUCCUUGCAAGGACUUCUACAACUUCGCCUGCGGCGGCUGGAUCAACAAACAUCCAAUUCCUCAGAGUCAGAGCUUCUGGGAUCAAUUAAGUCUGCUCAGGGAGGAACUUCUGCAGAAUUUGAGGAUUCUACUAGAGGAAUCGGAUAAGGAUAACGAUCUCAAACCGGUGAAACAGGCACGGGCCCUUUACAGGACCUGCAUGGAUGUCGCGACUGUCGAGGCUCUAGGAUUGGAACCCAUCUUCGAGGUACUCGAUAGCCUAGGUUUGCCGAAAGAGCCGCCGAAGCAGGGUAAAAUACCCUCUCUAGACAUAUCGAGAGUGUCUGGUAUAGGCCAACGAAUGCUAGGCUUGAAUCUCUUUAUCAAUUUUUACAUCAGCGAAGACGUUAAGGACACCACGAGGAAUCGGAUGAUGUUGGAGCAAGUGUCCCCCGGAUUUAGUGAGCGUUACUUAUUGGAUCCGCGGCGUUUCCAAUCAGAACUGUUGGAAUAUAAAAAGUACAUAAAGUCCAUGGUCGAGCUAGCGGGGGCUGGUAACAUGAGUGCGAAUUACGCUAACGAGAUUUUAGAGUUUGGCACGAAACUCGCUAAGAUCAUGGCGACGAACGAGGAACGGCGCAGUUCGGAUCAUCUCAUUCACGAGGUGACUAUCGACGAUCUGCAACAGCUCACGGAUUUACGCGGGCAGCAGUGGAAUUGGACAAGGUACUUGGAUGCCGUGUUCGAGAAUACAAACGUCACCAUAAAUCCGACCGAGGAUCGAGUUAUCGUUGUGGACCUACAGUAUUUGCAAAAACUGCCGGUGUUACUGGCCGCCACUCCACCCGCCACAAUAGUGCGAUACGUCUGGUGGAGCGUAUACGCGACCGUUGCCCCUCUGACGCUGCAGAAGUUCCGCGAUCUCGGCUUCCAAUUCUCGCAGAAGAUCUUCGGUCUGAAGGAGAAGACACCGCGUUGGAAGGGAUGCACCGGGAAUGUCAACGCGAACUUCGGCAUGGCACUGAGUUACAUUUACGCGCAGAGACAUUUCAAUCAGCAGGCACGAGAAAAGGCGUUGGAGAUGCUUUCGGAUAUCAGGGCGGCGUUCGACGAAAUGGUCAUGGAGGUGGAUUGGAUGGAUGCCGGCACAAGAGCUCGAGCCCAUAAAAAGUUGCACGCGAUGAGGCCGUUCGUAGGAUUUCCCGACUGGAUCACUGAUUCAAAAGAGCUAGACAAGUUUUUCGAAGGAGUGGAGGUGAUUGAUGGAAAGCUGUUCGAAAGUUUUCUAAAACUAACUGACGUGGCGAUGAAAAAGAGCUUCAAUAAUUUACGCGAGAAGCCUGAUAGGAGCAGAUGGAUAUCGACGGGCACGACAGUGAACGCGUUUUACAGCGCGAUAUUAAACUCAGUCACUUUUCCAGCUGGCAUCCUGCAUCCUCCGUUUUAUGGCAAUGGAUUGGAGUCUAUUAAUUAUGGCGCUAUGGGGGCGAUCAUGGGCCAUGAGCUUACACACGGUUUUGAUGAUCAAGGUCGUCGGUACGAUGAGAACGGGAAUCUACGGCAAUGGUGGAGCGACGAGACGUUACGACAUUAUCACGAGAAAGUACAGUGUAUGAUAGAGCAGUACAGCAGUUAUCAUUUGCCGGAGCUGGGCGAUAAUUUCACGGUGAACGGCAUCAAUACUCAGGGUGAAAAUAUCGCCGACAAUGGCGGCAUCAGGGAAGCUUACAGGGCGUAUCAAAGGCUGAUUGCACGCAAUCCGUAUCAGCAAGCUCUACCAGGACUUGUCGACUAUAGCAACGAGCAACUCUUCUUCUUAGGUUUCGCACAGGUCUGGUGCGGCAAUUAUACGAACGGGGCAUUGAAGUCCAAAGUGAUAGAAGGUGUUCACGCGCCAAAUCAUUUUCGAGUCAUUGGCACGCUGUCGAACAAUGCAGAGUUUGCAAAGGCCUGGAAAUGCCCGCUUGGUAGUCCAAUGAACCCGUCGCAUAAGUGCAUAUUGUGGUAGACAUCUUUCGAGCGAUACGAAACGUAACGACGCCUAGAAACUGUUAUCUCGGUACCUAAUCUCUCUCUCUCUCUAGUGACAGAAGAAGACGUUGGUGCAGUGAUAAGUUUAAGAAAUUGUAAAUAGACUGAUUUAUAAUUAUAGGAACUAGCGAGUAAUUUAUUAAGCACUUAAGCGCUUUAUUCUUAGUUUUAAGUUUAUCAUGUAAAUAUCACACGGAUGAAAAAAAAAUUAACUUUUAUAAAGAGA
Messenger RNA from Solenopsis invicta (red fire ant), 2970 nucleotides. Its product is annotated as neprilysin-4. The coding region runs from base 439 to 2721 and encodes 760 amino acids. The record is from RefSeq and is a predicted model, not a curated record. Lineage: Eukaryota; Metazoa; Arthropoda; Insecta; Hymenoptera; Formicidae. Gene Ontology annotation, biological process: protein processing. The transcript is spliced from 17 exons. Gene Ontology annotation, molecular function: metalloendopeptidase activity. Gene Ontology annotation, cellular component: plasma membrane.